CAAAGCAGAUAAAGACAAAAACACCUCUCGGAGGAAACUGGCCACAGGAGCGGGUCCCAUCUCCUGACUGUCGGGUUCCAAGGCCUGAAAGGUGGAUUCUGGUUUAAGUGGUCAAAGGCAGGAUUGGAGAUAAUCCUCAAGUGACAAUGAUCCCUGCGCAAUGGCGCGAGGAUGGCAAAGGGCUGGUCUUGCUGGCUGUCCUCCUUGGGAUCCUAUGGGAGGCCGGAUCCACCCAGAUACGCUAUUCAGUUCCUGAGGAGCUGGAGAAAGGAUCUAGGGUGGGCAACAUCUCCAAGGACCUGGGGCUGGAGCCCCGAGAGCUGGCGGAGCGAGGGGUCCGCAUCGUCUCCAGAGGUAGGACUCAACUUUUCGCUCUGAACCCGCGGAGCGGCAGCUUGGUCACCGCGGGCAGGAUAGACCGGGAGGAGCUGUGCAUGGGGUCCAUCAGUUGUCAAUUAAAUCUAGAGAUUCUGAUGGAAGAUAUAGGGAAAAUCUACGGAGUGGAAGUAGAAGUGCGGGACAUUAACGACAAUGCUCCCUACUUCCGUGAGAGUGAAUUAGAAAUAAAAAUGAUUGAAAACGCCGCCGCUGGGAUGCGGUUCCCUCUUCCCCACGCUUAUGAUCCAGAUAUCGGGAAGAACUCUCUUCAGAGCUACCAGCUCAGCCCGAAUGCUCACUUCUCGCUUGAGGUGCAGAAAGGAGCUGAUGGUAACAAGUACCCGGAGUUGGUGCUGGAGCGCGCACUGGACCGCGAGGAAAAGGCGGAGCACCUCCUGGUCCUCACAGCUUCAGACGCGGGGGACCCAGUUCGCACUGGCACGGCGCGCAUCCGCGUGACAGUCCUAGACGCGAACGACAACGCACCUGUGUUUGCUCGGUCUGAGUACCGCAUGAGUGUGCGGGAGAACGUGGCUGUGGGCACUCAGCUGCUGCAAGUCAAUGCCACCGACCCGGACGAAGGAGUCAAUGCGGAAGUGAUGUAUUCCUUCCGGUAUGUGGACGACAAGGCGGCUAAAGUUUUCAAGCUAGACCGUCAUUUGGGGACAAUAUCAACAAUAGGGGAGCUGGACCACGAGGAAUCGGGUUUCUACGAGAUGGACGUGCAAGCAACCGACAAGGCGGGAUUUUCUGCACGGGCCAAAGUCCUCGUCACAGUUCUGGACGUGAACGACAAUGCUCCUGAAGUAACCAUCACAUCCCUCACCAGCUCUGUUCCAGAAAACUCUCCCCGAGGGACAUUAAUAGCCCUUUUAAAUGUAAAUGAUCAAGACUCGGGGGAAAAUGGACAGGUAGUCUGUUCCAUCCAGGAGAAUCUGCCCUUUAAAUUAGAGAAAUCUUAUGGAAACUAUUAUAGUUUAGUCACAGACACAGUCCUAGACCGAGAACAGGUUCCUAGCUACAACAUCACAGUGACCGCCACUGAUAGAGGAAGCCCGCCCCUGUCAACCGAAACUCACCUCUCGCUGAUCAUAGCAGACACGAAUGAUAACCCACCCGUUUUUCCUCAGGCCUCUUACUGGGCCUACAUCCCAGAGAACAAUCCUAGAGGGGCCUCCAUCGCAUCCGUGACCGCCCACGACCCCGACAGUGACAAGAAUGCCCAAGUCACUUACUCCCUAGCUGAGGACACCCACCAGGGCGUGCCCCUUUCCUCCUACGUCUCCAUCAACUCGGACACUGGUGUCCUGUAUGCACUGCACUCCUUUGACUAUGAGCAGUUCCGAGACCUACAACUGCAGGUGAUGGCGCGUGACAGCGGGGACCCGCCGCUCAGCAGCAACGUAUCACUGAAUCUGUUCGUGCUGGAUCAGAACGACAAUGCCCCCGAAAUCUUGUACCCCACUCUCCCUACGGACGGUUCUACUGGGGUGGAGCUAGCGCCCCGCUCAGCAGAGCCUGGCUAUCUGGUGACGAAGGUGGUGGCGGUGGACAGAGACUCAGGACAGAACGCCUGGCUGUCCUACCGUCUGCUCAAGGCCAGCGAGCCAGGGCUCUUCUUGGUGGGGCUGCACACGGGCGAGGUAAGCACGGCUCGAGCCCUGAUGGACAGAGAUGCUCUCAAGCAGAGCCUCGUAGUGGCUGUGCAGGACCACGGCCAGCCCCCUCUCUCCGCUACUGUCACGCUCACUGUGGCGAUCGCCGACAGCAUCCCCGACGUCCUGGCGGACCUGGACAAUCUGGAGUCUCCUUCUACCUCCGAAAGCUCAGGGCUCACGCUCUAUCUGGUGGUGGCUGUGGCGGCGGUCUCCAGCGUCUUCCUGGUCUUUGUUCUGGUGCUGCUGGCGCUCAGGCUGCGGCGCUGGCACUCACUGCGCCUGCUCGGGGCUGCGGGACCCGGAUUGGCUGACGUUCCAGCCUCUCACUUUGUGGGCGUAGACGGAGUGCAAGCUUUCCUGCAGACCUAUUCGCACGAGGUCUCACUCACUGCAGGCUCCCGAAAGAGUCAUUUGAUUUUCCCGCAGCCCAACUAUGCAGACACGCUCAUUAGCCAGGAGAGCUGCGAGAAAAGCGAGCCUCUUUUGCUAUCGGGUGAUUCAGUAUUUUCUAAAGAUAAUCAUGCAUUAAUUCAGGUGAGUCCAUUCUGA
Microtus oregoni (creeping vole) is the source of this 2585-nucleotide messenger RNA. RefSeq names its product protocadherin gamma-A12-like. The record is from RefSeq and is a predicted model, not a curated record. NCBI's taxonomy places the organism in Eukaryota, Metazoa, Chordata, Mammalia, Rodentia, Cricetidae. Gene Ontology annotation, molecular function: calcium ion binding. Gene Ontology annotation, biological process: homophilic cell-cell adhesion. Gene Ontology annotation, cellular component: plasma membrane. The transcript has a single exon. The coding region runs from base 147 to 2585 and encodes 812 amino acids.